Molecule: messenger RNA, 681 nt
Organism: Equus quagga
Lineage: Eukaryota; Metazoa; Chordata; Mammalia; Perissodactyla; Equidae
Gene: ATP6V1E2
Product: ATPase H+ transporting V1 subunit E2
Exons: 1
Coding region: 1-681 (226 amino acids)
Biological process (GO): proton transmembrane transport
Cellular component (GO): proton-transporting two-sector ATPase complex, catalytic domain
Molecular function (GO): proton-transporting ATPase activity, rotational mechanism
Source: RefSeq, a predicted model, not a curated record
AUGGCCCUGAGUGAUGUCGAUGUGCAGAAACAGAUUAAGCACAUGAUGGCUUUCAUUGAGCAGGAAGCCAAUGAGAAGGCAGAAGAAAUAGAUGCCAAGGCAGAGGAAGAGUUCAACAUUGAGAAAGGACGCCUCGUGCAAACCCAACGACUGAAGAUUAUGGAGUAUUAUGAGAAGAAGGAGAAGCAGAUAGAGCAGCAGAAGAAAAUCCAGAUGUCUACCAUAAAGAAUCAGGCAAGGCUGAAAGUCCUGAGGGCUCGAGAUGACCUCAUCUCAGAGUUGCUGAAUGAGGCGAAGCUGAGACUCAGCAGGGUUGUAGCAGACCCAGAAAUCUAUCAGGGGCUGCUCGAUCAACUAGUGCUCCAGGGACUGCUCCGGCUGCUGGAGCCCGUGGUGAUUGUACGCUGCAGGCCACAGGACCUCCUCCUGGUGGAGGCUGCGGUGCAAAAAGCCAUCCCUGAUUACAUAUCAGUCUCCCAAAAACGUGUGGAAGUCCGAGUUGAUCAAGAGGUGCACCUGGCCAUGAUGGCAGCUGGAGGUGUGGAGGUCUACAGUGGCAAUCAGAGAAUAAAGGUUUCCAAUACCCUGGAAAGUCGGCUGGACCUCUUAGCCCAGCAAAAGAUGCCGGAAAUACGAAAGGCCUUGUUUGGAGCCAACGCCAACAGGAAGUUUUUUAUCUAA